Molecule: messenger RNA, 412 nt
Organism: Acanthoscelides obtectus
Lineage: Eukaryota; Metazoa; Arthropoda; Insecta; Coleoptera; Chrysomelidae
Source: the annotation of a GenBank genome assembly
UACGCAUUGCGAUUCGCAGGUAUUACUCUACAUUUUCAUGAUGCUAUCAGCCUUAACACCUAGUUCAAGUGAAAGAGAGGAAAAUGUUCCUCACCAUACAUUUUCUUUGCCCUCUGAGCGGAACAUCCACGCUGUUAUCAGAGACAUCCCAGCGUCAAGUCCUGAGCAGGAAAUCAAAGAGGAGCUAGAACUAUAUGUACGUAUAUACUCCCCUCCACGAAUGCCCUAUAUUGUGAAACUGAUGGAGGAAACUAAAAGAGAAUUAGCAGAUUUGAAAGCAAACUACAGAAAAGACACUUAUGCAAAUGUGUUAAAAAAUACAACAUCCGCGCCGGAUUCCAUUAAUAAGCCUAGUCUGCCUACCAUAAUAAUUAGGCCUAAAAGCCAACAAAAUAUAGGAAAGAAUAAAUAG